AUGAGUAAAGUUUCCACUACUGAAAAGUCACCACAAGUUGUCGAUGUUGAAACCGGUGUUUUAGAAGACAUAUCCGAUUCGAUAUCGCAAGUAAGUCAACCAAUUGACAAAUCACUGCGUUGGAGAAUUGAUUUGCGGAUUUUGCCCUUUUGUAUGGCCAUUUAUUUCUUACAGUAUCUGGACAAAACGUUACUCAAUUAUGCUGCAGUCAUGGGUAUUAAGAAACAUUUGCACGGAGAUCAAUUCAGCGACUUGGGCACAAUCUUCUACGUGGGAUACCUUGCUGCUGAGCCCUUAUCUGGGUUUUUGAUCCAGAAACUUCCAGUGGGCAAAUUUUUAGGAAUUAAUGUAACACUGUGGGGGAUCAUCGUGUGUUUCCAUGCGGCUACAAAAAGCUAUCCGGGGCUCAUGAUUGUUAGAACAUUGUUGGGGAUUUUCGAAGCUUCUGUUGCCGGGUGUCUCAUUCAAAUUACAGGUAUGUGGUGGACCAGCUCAGAACAAUCUAGAAGAACUGGGUUAUGGUACAUGCAAAUUGGUGUAGGUCAAAUCGUCGGUUCAGGUUUGUCAUACGGAUUCCAACAUGUUGUAUCAAAAAAAGUCGCCAGUUGGCAAAUUCUGUUCAUAUUCAUGGGCUGCCUUACAUUUCUUGUCGGUAUCGCAACAAUUGUGUUUCUACCGGACAGUCCUCAGACAUGCCGGUUCCUAAACGAAAAAGAAAGACGUGAGGCAAUUCGCCACGUAAAGGUUAAUCAAGUUGGCACUGACAAUAAAACCAUCAAAUGGUUUCAUCUCAAAGAAUUAUUACUCCAGGACAAACAAACGUGGCUCUUGUUUUUCAUCACGGUUUUAACGAUGAUCACGAACGGUGCCGUGUCCACUUUUACCAGUGUUAUAAUUUCGACCUUUGGGUUCAGCAAUGAAAGGGCGACCUUAAUCCAAAUGCCAUCGGGCGCAGUAUCCAUUUUAGCCACAAUUGCGUGUUCUUAUUUGGCUGGGUACAUUGGAGAAAGAGCCGUUAUUAUGGCAUGCGUGUGUCUUCCCUCAGUACUCGGAGCCAUCUUGUUGAUUACACUUGGCCAUUCUCAGAAAGUUGGCAAACUGUUUGGUGUAUACUUGCUGAAUUUUGCACCCGCCAUUUUACCCAUGAUUUACAAUUGGAACUCUGUCAAUACUUCAGGCCAUACCAAGCGGGUCACCAGAAAUGCACUCACACUUAUAGCGUUCUGCAUCGGUAAUUUGAUUGGACCUCAAAUGUUUAAGGCAAAAGACGCUCCACAUUAUACUCCAGCUAAGAUCGGUCUCAUAGUGCAGCUUGCCGUAGCAGCUUGCCUGUGCAUUGUCCUAAGAUUCGUAGUGGUACGUGAAAACAAGUUGCGCGACUCGCAGACAGCGGGAAUAGAUCCCGUUGAAUUAACCAGAGAUGUGACGGUCUUGGAUUUGACCGACAUUGAAAACAAAGCUUUCAGAUAUAAGUACUGA
Lachancea mirantina is the source of this 1479-nucleotide messenger RNA. The record is from the annotation of a GenBank genome assembly. NCBI's taxonomy places the organism in Eukaryota, Fungi, Ascomycota, Saccharomycetes, Saccharomycetales, Saccharomycetaceae.